Molecule: messenger RNA, 384 nt
Organism: Paecilomyces variotii
Lineage: Eukaryota; Fungi; Ascomycota; Eurotiomycetes; Eurotiales; Thermoascaceae
Exons: 2
Coding region: 78-332 (84 amino acids)
Source: RefSeq, a predicted model, not a curated record
AGUUACGAGGUUACUGAUUCUAUUGAUGUCCGCUUGGAUUUCUGUCUUAUCUGCCUUGCGAGGGACUGCUCUUCAUAAUGUUUAUCAAAAGCAUGCAUGCUCCCGGGCUCUCGCCCUUCCUUGGCCCUCCCCUUUCCGGUGACUGGGCCAUAGUCGCGAAGUCCUUAAUUCCCCGGCAAGGACCCUUUCCGCAGGGUCUAGCUGGGUUUCUUUUUCUAAUGACGGUGUACGGUUGGAGCCAGGACACCAUGUCAGCAUUUCUCAUUUACUGCCGUUUUCUUCAAGUUUUUGCCUGUUUCACGAUGUAUAUCUUGAGUCUCAUAGGGGCUUGAUUGCUACAGUCCGGGCAUAAUGACGUGGUGGCUAGCAGUUAGUGUAGUGCUG